AUGUCAGUCGGGAAUAAGACAAACGACAGAAAAGGGUAUACGCAACACCUAGCACUAGGGCACGGCUCUCGAAGUCAGGAGCGGGACGCGUACGGCAACGAGGUGGGGGUGUCGGCCCGCCGCGUGCCCGUGGCCUACCUGCUGGUGGACGUGCCGGUGGGCGUGGCGCGCCACAGCGGCGCCCCGCCCGCGCCCCCCGCCGCGGCCGCGCCGCCGCCCCACUCGCUGCGCGCCCUGCACCACCACGUGCAGGCCUCGCCCUCCUUCCUGGAGGCGAUGUCGGAGCUGCCCGUGCUGCUGUACCUGUGCAGCAACGAGGCGCUGCCGCUGCCGCUGGAGUGCGUGCAGCCGCUGCUGGAGGCGGUGCGCCUUGGCGACGCGGCGGCGGCCGAGCAGUGGCGCGCCGCGCCGCAGCCCGCCACGCUCUUCCAGCUGGCAAGGGCCGCCGCCGACGCGGACGCGCCGCACGGGGCGGCGGGGGGCGUGUGGACUUGCGCGGUGUGCACUUACCACAACGCGGCCAACCUGCGCGCCUGCGAGAUGUGCGCAAUGCCCAGGAACGACGGCAUG
Molecule: messenger RNA, 570 nt
Organism: Iphiclides podalirius (scarce swallowtail)
Lineage: Eukaryota; Metazoa; Arthropoda; Insecta; Lepidoptera; Papilionidae
Source: the annotation of a GenBank genome assembly